AUGACUACUCGUCGGGAGAAAGGGAUUUUCAAAAUGGCGGUGGCCCGCACAAGAGCGAUGGUUUCGGAGAGUUUUGAUAGCUUUGUGGCUCCUGUGAUCCAAAAAUCCGUUCCUAAUCACCUCUUGGAAACAAGUAAGAAUAUUAGAAAAUAGAAGAAAAUGAUUCUAGUCUUCCUAGGACAAAUGUUUGUUGGGAUUUUAACGGUGAUAUUUUUGACACUCAAACUUUGUUUCUGUAGAAAUUUAUGCCAAAGUUGGACAAAACUCGAUUGUGCAAGCCAGACCAUCGGUGAUUCACUUUGCUGGAUUUCAAGUUGGUAAAAAAACUACCCGAACCCUUGUAAGUAACAUAUUUUAUAUAUUUUUAGUUUAAUUUGCAUUUUAUUCAGUUAGAAGCAGAUUUCUUUCGUUGCUUGCAAUUUUACAUUGAAAGCUUAGCCCUGAUCAGCGAGAAUAUUCCUGAUUUUUUCCUCUAUUUUCAUUUGCCCUUAGAGAUUAGCAAAUGUUUCUGAUGAAAGCCAAAGAAUGCACAUCCUUCCACCAUCAACAAAGUAUUUUUACAUCAAAUACACAAAAAAGGUAAGCUUAUUAAUCAGCUUAGGUAAUUUUAUUUACUCAUCUUUCAAUAUUAAGCAUGACUGUGUUAUUCAUUGUUAUAUUUUAGAAAAAAAUAAUAUUUUUGUUAGGUGUACUGUAUGCAGGCCUGUAAUAGCCAAUAAGAACUACCCCCAGUGCAGCUUCUGUUGCACUUUGAGAUUUUGAUUUUUGAUCAUUUUGUUUUUGUUAUUUCAUAGGAAAAGCUUGUUCCUGGAAUGUUUAUUGAAGUGGUUGUUGAGUUUACCCCAGAUGAAUGGAGAUACUAUUAUGACUGCAUUCGAAUUCACACCAAGGUACAGUUUAAAUAAACCUUGUCUUGAAUGAGUACAAAUACAAUUUGCUGCCUUAAUUCUGAUGCUGUAGUUUCCAAAUGUAAUACAUGUACAAUGAAUGUUGUUGUCCAGGCCCCAGUUGUUCAAUAUUGGAUAGUACUGAUCCACUGGAUAAACCACCAUCCAGUGGCUGAGUAUUUUAGGGAUAGCACUAUCCGAUGUUUAAACAACCAGCACCUGGUUUUCAGGAACAAUGCAAUUUUUUCUGGUUUCAGUCACACCAAUGAUCAGAAAACGAGUCUAGAUGGGAAUUAACCCCCCCAAAAAGUGAACAUUGAAAAAUUAAACCUUGUGCUGACCUAAAACAAGAGCCCAACUUGCAUUCAUAAAUCAAGAAUUGGGUAGUUUAAUAUGCAUCAUUGUAUAAGUAAAUGGUGUUAUUCUCGACAAAGGGAAGUGAUAUUGUGGUCUCUGUGUUACUUUUCUUGUUUAAGGCAGAGGAAAACCUCGUAAUUCCUAUUCAUGCUUAUCCUGUGAUGAAUACAGACGGCUUUCCCAGAGAAGUUCACUUUCCUUUGGUUCCACUGGGUGAAAAGUAAGAUAAUAAGCAGAUGCUGUACAGUUAUGAUGUCUAUGUAUGACAUUAACUGUUAAUUAGAUGCUCAAGAAUUUCAUAAGGAUAACAUUUUAAUCAAGGGCAAGUCAUCGGGGAGAGCUAUGAAGCUCCUUUUUCCAACAAAACUACAGUUAUUUUGUAGGUCAAUUUUGUCAAAAUUAAAUUCAGGCUGAAGUUUUUCAAUUUUGGUUCAUUCUCAGCUUCCUUUGUCUCAGUUAACCCUAAUAAUAAAAUUAUUAUAGAGUUUCGAGGUAACAAGGCAAACUGAAAAGUAAACUAGGUUACAAAAUUUUGACUUGAAUUUCACUUUAAUUGACUUAUAAUAGAUACCAGUACAUGUAUAUACAAGAAUGGGAUUUGGCUCUUGUGUUUACAGUAACAUUAUGUAUUUCUUUUCCAGGAUCACCCAUGUGAUUCCUCUCAAGUGCAGUAUUCCUGUUGAUUUUGAGUUUACAUUGAGUCAUGUACAGACACACCCUGCUUUUUUAGUGGACCCUAUGUCAGGUAACAUGACAGUACCACUCAAUUAGAAGUUGAGCUUGUGUUAUGACUGUAUCUUGUCGUGAAAAAUCUAUGCUCUGCGAAUAAUAUUAUUAAGCAUAGCAAAAGUUACCCUGUGAGCAGAGGCUACAUUUUCACUGUUUGAGCUGUCAUGUGAAAAGUAGCCUCUGCUGACAACCGUUCAAAUCUGUCCAGAAAUCUGGACAAAUAAAUUAAAAAACCCGAGUUUUUUCUUGUUCUUGACUGGUUUAGAGCAUUGCAUGAGUCUUGUGUGAGUCUUCCUUAGCAGAUCAGAAUUGUCACAAUUUUUUUAUUCCAGUGAAACUCGUGUCAUUUGACAACAGACCUGACAAUUAAUUUGCUUGCGAAUCGCGAUGAUGAAUUUUGUGCAUGCACAAUUAUAGAAUAUUGAACAGUUGUCAGCAGAGGCUAGCUCACCCAGUGAAAAUGUAGCCUCUGCUCGCAGCGUAAGCAAAAGUUGUUAUCAUGAUAUAAAUUUUUGCGCUUCCUUUAGCUAAAAUAAAAUUAUAUAACAUGUAAGUGGCAUAUCUAGGGAAGGGCCCCUGCAGGUCCCCUUAUUUUUGACUACAUCUAGGGUAUUGUAGUUCAUUGGGCCUGUAUAAAGAAUCCCCACCUUCCUCAUCUCAAGCUCUGGAUCUCAGCUGUUGAUUUAUGUUAGCCAAAUGUUAAAAGCUGUGUUACUAUCCUUGAGGUAAACUAAAGAUGCAAUGUUUCUUUAUCACAUCUAUAUACUGCUGUAUAUGAAUAAUGAUAUAUUGUUAAAGUUUGCUGUUGUGGACUUAAAACUGGUCAUUUAUCCUGGCAGACACCUUAUUAACAAUAUUUAAUUACAUUAAUGUCUACAUGUAUGUUAUUUUGUAGAUCUUUUAACUGACUUUUGUUGGGAAGUGUAUGAUUUAUGUCAAGCUCGUACGUUGUGUUUUAAUUUUUUAGGAAUUGUGAGAGGUAAUAGUGAGGUUGAAAUUAAAGUGACUUUUGCACCAAUGGAUUUUUCCACAGCUCAUAUGAAACUUCAGGUGAGAUUACUUAAUGGAUAAUCAUUGCAUUCACUGUUGAUAGCUAUUGUUUGUAAGAUGGAACUCAGAACCUAAGAAGAGCACAAACAUACAUUCUACUGACUAAUAAUAGUUUCCAUUUUUGCUCUUAAUUAUUCUAAUUUCAAAUUGCAUCUGAUAUUCAAGAUUUCUCUAAUUAAAAAAAAAUGACAAUACAUGCCAUUCUUUUGGCUUUAAUUCAGACUGGUGUACCCAUUCUUCAAGACUUAAAUUGCUUGUUGAGUGAGCAUUUGCAAGCUUUUUACUGUUUUUUCUUUUGAAUCCGUAGCUCAUGGUAUCCCAAUUCAAUAUGGCUCCUCUUGUCUGCUCUUUUACUGGAACAUCAGAACCUGGGCUUACAAAGAGGUUUGUUCAUCUUUAGCCUAUAUAUGCCAGCUGAUGAAUAUUCUUCGUCUUACUGGUUUCUAAUAGUUUCUGGAGAUGUUCACAUUUGAUGAUAUUUUUUCACAGUUCCUUUUUAAUAUCACUAACAAGUCUGAACUAUUGACAUGCUAAAUUUUUGGCUUUUUAGGCCAAUGAAAGCAAAUGUACACUUGCAUUAUGACCACAGUAAUUUCAAACCAAUUGGCUUUUUAGGGUUAGGAGAGCUGCUACAUGACCCAGGCCAUUAUGACUGCUUUCUUUUACUUCUAUUUCCAUCUCAGUUAUACCUGUAAGUCUUAUGAGACACGUCAUGUUAGUCAUUUGACUCUCACUCUAAUGUCCCACUACUUUUGGCCAAGGAAUGUAUUGUCAUUGUUUUAGAUUUUUCAGGUUUAAACAGCUGUUGGUAACUAAAAAUGUCAUUUCCUGAUCACAUAGCAAAGCGAUACAAAAGCAAAGUAGUGGCAAUAUUACUUUUGUCACCCACUGUGUUGUUCUAGAAAAUCCAUUUCCACCUUGUGGAGGGUCUUUGGAAAUUUUGGGGGAUAGCGGAGACUUAAAGGCCAAAAUUUUAAGGGAAUUAUUAUCUUUUAAUGUGAAAUUUCCAGGAGUGGUGAGGGGGGAGAUUCACAUUAAUUCACAUUAAUUUUUUUUAAAAUUCAAAUUUUGAGGAGGAGCGGAUACUUAAAGGCCAAAAUUUUAAGGGAAUUAUUAUUUUUUAGUGUGAAAAUUCCAGGGGGUGAGGGAUGGAGAUUCACAGUAAAAAGCCUCUUUGAGAGAGCUUUUUCUGGAACAUCUCAAUUUUUUAAUUUUUUUUUUAUGAAUACCCUUGAAAAUAUUGCAUUUUACAGAUUAAAAUCCAAGGAAUGGACUGAGGAGUUGCCCCCUCUUCUACCCAGUGGAGUGUUGGAUCCACUUUUGAUUGAUCCUCUUGGUAGAACAAGACUAAAGAAACUAAAAACCAGACCGUGGACUCCAGGAGAAAAUAAAACACAGGUGGGUAGAAUAAAAGCAAAUGUGUUUUACAGGCCAUCAUGUCCUUUUGCUGUCUUAUUUGUGGUCAUCUGUACCUGUGGGUACUCCCUAUAAUGGCCUAUAUAUGUAUGGGGAGGCUCUGCCCAAAACGGGUAUCUUUUUCAGGCUUCAGGUAUAUGAAAGGGUAGGGAUUUCACUGGUUAAAGUAUAUAAAAGGCUGUGCUCUAGCAGAGCCUGGUGGCCCGUGGUGCCUAACUUUUGCUCUCAUGUGACUAGCAAAUCUUAGCUUUUUCAAAGAAAUCGUAUGCUGGGCACACCGGAUUUCACAAGUUCACAGCACUGGGCCCCCUUCAAUUUUUUUUCAAUUUUUCUUAGAGCACAGCCGUGUUAGGAAAAUCUGUCAUUUUGGUCUUUAAAAAGGCCCUAAAGAGUUAAUAAAUGAAUUUUAUGGCUGUGGGCGGAGCCGAGAAAACAUUCUGGUUUUAUGAUUUGCUCGUCAGUUUAAGGAAAGUGUGUUUACAGCAGUUCAAACUGGGUACGUAUGUGAAAGGUGUAUCAUUUGUCAAUAGAAGGUAUACGAAAGGGGUAUCUCUGCUGUCAAAAAUGGUACAGUAUAUAAAAAGGUUAGGGGUUGGACCUCAGGGCAGAACCUCCCCAUAUGAAACUUUGUUCAAUAUCCCCCUUUUCCGUAGCAUCUGUAUCACUUGCACUUGGAGGGUAAAGGAGGUACCCUUGCCGUUGGUGACUGUACUAUAAGAUUUUGGUCAUUGGUGUAGUCAUAAACACAACCCACAAAAAUACUCUGCAGACCCUGUCUUUGUUGUCCGUCAACUGAGCUUGUCCCGUGGUAGUUACACUGUACAUUGUACAUUAUCAAGAGAGAAUAAGCUACAUUUUUCUCUCUUGACAUUAUACAUCACGAUGUUUUUUCUCCAGGUACUCCAGUUUCUCCCUCUCCUCCAAAACCAACAUUUACAAAUUGCAAUUCGACCAGGAAUUUGGAAGACGAAGAACCACUUAGUGGAUGUGCUACAACUAACUCGUUAUUUAUUUAUUUAUUUAUUUAUUCAAUAUCAUGAAGCCAGUCCAUAGUAAAUACUAUUUGCGAUUGACUGAUCAUGGCCUUUUUUUUCCUUUUUUAUCCACAGGAAGUGGUCAAAGAUGGAUUGAGAUUUCCUGCUGUGGGUCUUGAUAAUCCAUCAACAGUGUCAUGCAUUUUGCUACAACAACCAGGAAAACUGAAGGCUAAACAAAUAAGAGAAGGUAAGGAGAAGGCAAAGAGUUCGGCUGCCAUCACAGUUUGUUGGCUUUGGGGUAAAGGGAGUGAAAUUCAUGAGCUAUUAAUGUUUUUCCUUGCAGCUGUUCAGGCUCAAAAAGAUGUAACUGGCAGCACAAAACAGAUGAAAGUAAGUGCAGAAAUCUUCCUUAAUGCAGGGUUAAGUUCGUAUGGGUCAUAAAACCUGGAAAAUAAUGAAAUUAAGAAUUUCAUUUUCCAGGCCUGGAAAGCCAUGAAGUUUAAUUGUUGAUUGUGGAAAGUCAUGAACAAUUAAAAUAGAGUACUAAAGUGAUGACGUCAUAAAAAUGAAAUUUGUCUGAAAUUAUGGGAUUUGUCAGGACAUUCUGAAAGAACAAUGUCCAAGAGGCCUACUUGCCAAAAAUGAGCAUUUUGGGGCAAAUUGUCUCUGAGAUCGUAGCCCAGUUAUACUCAGAAAACUCCAUACAAACCCUUCUAAAUUUGUUUUAGGUCGACCCAAAAAAAAUUUAGAAGGGUUUGUAUGGAGUUUUGUAAGCAUAACUGGGCUACGAUCUCAGAGACAAUUUGCCCCAAAAUGCUCAUUUUUGGCAAGUAGGCCUCUGGACAUUGUUCUUCCAGAAUAUCCUGACAAAUCCCAUAAUUUCAGAAAUUUCAUUUUUAUGACGUCACACUUUAGUGCUCUAUUAUGUUUGGUAAGUUAUUUACUACGGACGUCAAAGCAAGGACAAUGUAAGAUAGAGAUGUCGAAUAAUAAUUACGGAUGGCAGAUGUUUUGGUGGACUCCAGCGUUUGUGUCUGUUUAACUGAUUUUGGUAAAAAAAAUUCCCUAAACAAGGAAAGUUUUGAAAAUUUUCGAGAGCUGACAGCUAAACCUAAGGUUGUUGAAAACUUUAAAAGGUCAUGCAAAGUAACUCGACAAGAGCAUAGCCAGGAUUUUUUCAGAGGUGUGCAAAAUUUUCCAAAUCACCAUGCAACCCCCCCCCCCCCUCCCACCCCCUGCCCAAACUCCAAAAUCUGUACCUUGAUUCAAGGCGAGGUUGUGAACCCAAAGAGGCGGCAAAGAGUUUUACAACUUACUUAAAAGUAUAGUGUAAUACUCUUUGUCUCGCUUUUGGGUUCAAUGACUAAAACACGUCAAUGGCUUAUCAUUAAUUGCGCCAACAAACUAGUGGUCAGACUUUUACUUACAAACUAGUGAUAAUGCUACAGUCAUGUACCUAACUUUCGCCUGUGAUCAACACUACAGCAGUCUUGUGUGGUCCAUUCUUAAACUGUUUUUCUUUGCUUUCAUAAGAAAAUUGACGCAAUUACAAAACGUUCCAGUUUUUAUUUUUGUUUGUUUUGAGUCUUUCAGUUACUCAUUACAGAAUCAAAACUUUCCUUCCCAAGUGUAUAGUGAAGGAAUUUUGAUUUACCGCUGUGGUUAAUUGACAGAGAAUAAUGUGGACUUAGCCAAGCCUAAAAAUUUAUAGACUGACCUGUUACAGUGUACAGUGGUUAUUGAAUUUUGAUGGGUGAUGAAUUUGAGCCGGCAACAACACCUUUGAUGUUAGCCGAUCACCCAUUUUGACAGCUGUUAAAUGGAAAGGACAGGAGGGGGUCAUUUGAUUAAGAAAAUACUUUCUCUAAUUCAUAAAUAAUUCAUAAAGAAAAUACAAAGGAAAUUGAUGUUUAAUGAGGGUUUGGAAAUCAGAUGAAAAUGUGCUCAUUUUUGCGUCCUUAAUUUCUCCUUCUAAAAUCAUUUUGUUUGAGAAGUAAUAUCAAGUAAUAUCAAGCACAGUGUUUCAUCACCAGAUGAAACACCUCGAAGUUCGUCAAAAAUACUCCGCUGCGCGUCGUAUGUUCAACUCUCUUCUCAUCUCAUGCUUGAUAAGUAUGUGUAAUCAAAUGGUGACGAGUGAAAUUAUUCCUUAAUUUCACGAGUAUACCAUUUGAUUACCUAUUAAUAUCACGGGUGACGAAUUACGUUAGCAAUCGAGGAUUUUUGACUUGUUUAUCCUGGAUCGUAUCGAUCGAUCGUGAACUCCACUCUCUCAAACGUUUAGAGCUAAAAUUUGGCUUAAGUUUUCAGAAUUUUUCGACAACAUACCUCCAAGAAUCCUUCUUGAUGUGCUCUUUCGUGUGGUCAUGUUUUCUAAAGCGUUUUUUUAUGCCCUGACAUCUUCAUUCAUGAAACGGAGACGUACGGCAUGUUGCCAUGGCAAUUUAGUAAUUUCACAUGUGAAAUUACAAAUUAACGCUGAAAUUUCGCGCCAAAAUUAAGGAGUAGUUCGUCACCUAUGUUAUAAAUUGAGUAAUUUUGAACUUUUCCUCUUAACGUAACUGGUUCUUCUGCACAAGAAAAUAAUGGUAUUGCAUUAAACAGAAACAGUUGUGAGUGAACAAGCCCUCUGGGAAUAUUUGUUAAGUAUUUUAAUUAUCUACUCUUUAAUUUCAUUGCAAAGGAAACGAAGUUUGAAUAUGAAGUCCAUCAAAACAUACAGGAGGAAAGACAAAACCAGCUUAGAUGGUAAGUUACAAAGUCCUCUGCUAAGAUUUUACAUGUUUGUAAGAAAUUUUUAGGGACCUUACGAUCCGACGACGGUGACGGACAUGGCAACAAGAACGGCAAAAUGGCAAUAGGUUUUAAUAAGCAAAACAACAACAUAGCGUGCGAGUAAGCUCCCCGAUUAUGGCGAGCGAGGCGAGUAGCGAGAGAACUCGCGAGCGACUCUCGCGUGACUUCUCGAGAUUCCUCCGAAUGGAGUGCUGGCAAGAAGAACAGCAAAAGAGCAAUAGGUUUUUAUAUGCAAAACAACAACGUGGCCUGCGUGUAAGCUCCCCAUUUAUGGCGAGCAAGGUGAGCAGCGCGACAACGCGCGAGUGACUCUCGUGUGUCUUCUCGAGAUUCCCCCAAAUGGAGUGCUGGUCAGUGCUUGCUCACUGGAUAAACAACAACUCUGCACGCGCAUCACACUAGUUUGUACAUUUCUUUAAGGUCACAGCAAGACUAUGACGUGAAAAUGCCUAAUUUCACAUUUUAUGGAGGACGGAAACUGAACCACAACCAGUUUUUCUUUCUCAUUCUGAACUUGGAUGUGGUUCUUAGGAGUUAAACUCCAGAAGAGUUCGCUAACAUUUUACAAAGUAAUGGAGUUGAAAUAAUCAAAGCAAAGUUUUCGCUGCCGUCACCUUCCUCAGAUCUGAGGUCCCUUUUGACAAGUUACUGAACUGCUGAUGGUUUUAUCAUUUUUUGCCCACCAGAUUAUUUUUUUCUGUUGUGUCUUAAAAGUUCAAAUAAAUAAAUAUUUUCAUGUGCUGUGUCAUGCUGGUUUAUAUGGUAGUUCGUGUUGUUUAUAUCAGGUGCGUGAGGUUAGGUGAAGAUCCAAUGUCAGAUGCUACCAGAAAACAAAUCUGUGAGACAAGAACCUUUACGGAACAAGAAUAUAGGGUAAAUACAAUUUGAUAGCUUUUAAGUUACUUGCCAAAGUGAAACUUGUUGGUAGACUGAACGUGUUCUUACACGAGAGACUCCUCUCACCAAAGUGUCACACCCUUUCUGUUGACACACUAACAUACAAUGCGGAUCAGUUAAGAUCAAACUUUUGACGUAAUAAAUCAUGUACCUUAAUCGAUUUCUUCAAGAACGCCAAGUUAAGCUAGUUUUAUACACUUGCGUUAAGCGAUAUGUUCACUCGGACCAAGAGAAAAUGCGUUCGGACUGCUUUGAGCGUUACGACAACUUUCAAACAGUCCGAAAAUCUGCUAACUGAUGGAGCGCGGUAAAAGGAGACGCAAUCCACAUGCAGCGCGCUCAUUUUCGAAAUGUAAUUCAGGUUAUUUUUCUUAGAUAACGAAAGCUCAAUAUAAAUACCUUCUCUUUAUUUUCUUAAGCAAAAACUUCCAAGAAAAAAAAAUGGUCAUGUGAGAUAAUCACAUAACCAUCACACUUUUACUUUGUAUUCUUUGACCCACACUGCACGACUACGACGUGAAUUUUCCUUAUGCGAGGUUUUAUGGAGGAGGUGAACCUGAUACGACGACGAAUUUUCCUUCUUCUUUUUCAACUUGGAAAUAGCUUUUACUGACGAAUUCACCUCCGGGAAAAGUCACCUAAAAAUCGAGACAAUUUGAGCGAGGCCUAAUAAACUUGAUAAAGUUCAAAGAACGGAAAUUAGUUUUAUAGCGAUGCUUUACCUGUCUUCAUCGUUGUGGCUUCUUUAACUCCCAAUAUUUGAAUCAUUUGAUACUUAUAAUUCGUGUCAGUAUGGGUCUGUCACUAAUUUAACUUGUCCUUAUGAAUUUUACAGCUUAAACGCGGUGAUCCAGUGACAGAAGUGGAGUAUGAUCGAUCGUGCGUUGGCUGUGAGAUGAGGAGAAUACACAGACAGGCUGAUGAAGUAAGUUAUAUUUUCAGUAGCCGGCGAGCAAGCUUUCCCCUUCGAGUAGCGACAGGAGCCGACAACGAAGUGAGCCGCGCGAGAACACACAGUAUAAGUUCUCACGGUAUCCCCCAAAUGAAAAGCUUGCUCGCAGGCUAUAUUUUUGAGGGAGUUAGUACUGUACUACAGUUAUGGUAAAACUUUUGUCGAAACUUUCACCCGGCAUUUAUGGUUAUGUUUUGUUGUUGUUGUUGUUGUUUUUUUUUCUCAUUUUGUUUAGCUUGUUCAAGGCGUUCAGAGCGCGGGUAAAAGAUUGACGAGGGAAAAAAAAAGCGGAGACUAGGGCGAAAAACGUGGGAUCUCUCCUCUCGCUUUGCUUUUCAGCUCUACGAAUACGAUUUGACUCGCUCCCUACCAUAUCAACGCCUGCAUUAGGCCACAUUUUGUACGCUGGAAACAUUCCAACGUCUACUAAAUGCCUGUAUAAAAGUUGCCGUUCUGACGUAAGAUGUGAUUCUAACAUAAUGCCAAACAUAGGAUUGUGAGGGUGUUAGAUUUAUUUCUUUUAAGGUGAGACGGAACAUGGACGAAAACUACCUUAUCUUUCUUAUUGUCCCUAAAUAAUGUACACUUUUUUCUUCAUUGCUUUCACAGAUAGCAGAACACGAGCCCAGAUUCGAUCUUCUUGUGAACGAUGAGUGGAGCAAAAGACACAUGGUGAUACAGAAAUUUGUUCAAGCAGGAAGAAAGGUGAAACAUGCCAGGAUAUGCCAUCACUCUUCGCAUUAACUUCAUCUGGGUCGGUUAAUUUUCAGUCUUCCCUUGUAUUAUUUUUCCCACUAACCUGAUGGACGCCCCAGGCAGGUUCUAACCACAGUAUUUUUUUAAAACGCUUUUCAGGGGCUUUUUCAUCUGAGAAGUACAUUAUUUUUUUACAUUAACACACAGGGUUUUUUUAAACUUUCGAACAUGCGUUUUGUCGGUUGUUCAUCUGGCCCCGGUUGUUCAAACGUUGGAUAGCACUAUCUAGUGGAUAAGUAUUAGGAAAUCCAAUUGCACUAUCCACGGGAUAGCGAUUUAUAUAUCCGGUGGAUAGCGCUAUCCACCUUUUGAACAACUGGGGCCAACAUCCUUAGCUUUUCACAGCUAUCCAUUCUCGACCUGCUCAAUAGUUGCCGACCGUGGCCAAGGAUCAGCUGGUUACGGGUCAGACAGGAAAGAAGAAACAUUUACAAAAAUCAAAACUUGAUUAAACUUUAACUUUACCAAUUGUAUUUUUUUUGUCUGCUGUGCUUGUUUUUUCUCAUGCAAUAUUUGUGAGAUGCAAAAGUCACUGCGUUUGCAGCUGCACGAGCGCGCGAAAUCGAUCGCGCGCGCAGUAGAAACUUGUGCUGCUAUUAUGAUGUCAUAGGUUUUGCUUGUGAAUUCACCGAGCCGAAAGCAUUUGAGAGGCACAAAACUUACUUUGUUUGAAAAGCAGCUUUGCUUUUUUUAUGGUCUUUUUUGCGCUUUCAGACUGAGCCCUGCAGAAAUGUUUUUAGGAUUCAAUGAGACUCAGUUUUUCACCCACAGUAUGCAAAGACAACUGUGUGACUUAAAUGCAUUUUGACGGAGUGGCCUCGAGAAAAUAUGGAGAGUUCUUCACCCUUUCACCCAACCGCUCUUUGGGUUUCACUGUUUCGGUGGAGGUUUCUUCUAAGAUAAGCUUACCUUAAGCUUGACUGAUAUUUAACCUGUUCGGCGACGUUUUCUAUUUCGUUUUAGGUUAUAGUGAGGCUAAGGGCAAGCAAGCAUUUAAAUUCUUUAGGAGAGUUUGUCACGGACUGGAGAAAAGGCAAAUUCACUCGGGAACAUACAAGUAAGUGUUUAUUAACCUGAUGCAAAAGUUAGUUCGUGGAUGCAUUUUAAAAUGUAAAUUGCUUUAAUACAAUGAUAUAAAAAUUGCUAAUAGACUGUACGCGGUUUGUUAUCAAAGAACAAAUUCAGGUCCCGACAAGUAAGCAACAAGUACAGCUUACUUUUAUCGCAUCUUGUAAUUUGUUUAACGUGUAACAUCAUUCUCGCCAUCACCCUAGACAUAUGCUGUACAUUGACUUUGCCCGAAGAAAUCUUAUUUUUCCUUCUUGAAUUUUUGUAUUGUUCACCCAGGUUUGUUUUGUUUUUGUUUUUGUUUUUUUUUGUGUCUAUCUCGCACUGCUUGCGUUUGAGAGUUUUUUCGGUCAUUUCUUUUUAGGAAGCCAACUCGCCGAGAGUGAAGGAGAAAGGUUAUUCGAUGAAGUCGGGGUACCGUUACAAAUUCAGUCUGCGUCUAUCUUCCCGUUUUCGUUCCCUUCUUACAAGUCUCCUGACACGAAAGAUGACAUGGUUAGUCUUACAUAGUCUUACCGAACUCAGUUUUAUUUUGAACAUUGCCUUCAAGUGCGUAAGAAAGAAAGUACUUGACACUAGAGCGAAGGUCCGUAGUGGGUUCAUUCAUAAAGGUUAUGAGAGCCCAUAUAAAGCAAAGCGACUGACAUAAACGUAAACGUCUUGUUUGCACUUAUACCUGAAGGUCGCUUAUAAGUUUUCAAAGUAAGACUCUGCACCGUGGCCAAGAAAUAAAAUGUAUAUUGUGUUUAUUUAAAUGACAUGCCCAAGAAUAACCGUCUGACAGGCUCGUUGGUGUAUUUUUUCGGUACAGAGCUAAAGCAAAAAAUUUUCUGACUGUUAUCAUACUUGUUUUUCAACAGGAUGUCGAUGCCCUUGGUACCUUGAACGUUCAACCAACGGUGGUUAAAGUGAAGACGCAUGUUCCUUAUUAUAAUUUAAAGGUAAUUCCUCAAUGCAAUAUAAAAGAAAAUUGGUUGUUCUUGAAGUUUGUUUGAGAAUAUGAGACACAAACUAUCUGUGAAGUUCCUUUCGAAACGAAGCAAACGGUGGUGCGGUGAUUAUCAAUUAGGGGCACCCAACGACUGUUUCCUGCAAAAUAUCUGUUCCGAGAAGUAGAUAUUGUCUAGAAUUUUCUUUUAGUUUAGGACAGCUAAAAAUUUCUAGAUGACUGUUCCAUUCAUGUGCAGUUUUCGAAGAUUAUGUAAUAAAUCCCCUACGAUUUUCUAAAGUUUAAUUUUUCACAUUUCACUCCUCAGGUUAGGGUAUUUUUCGUCGAAAAACGAAAUCUAAAACUUUCGGAUUCAAAAAUUUGAUGAAGAGAGCAAUUAAUAAAAUUCUCAUUGUCGUAAUACGUUGAAUUGGAUCUAAAAUUUUUUAGAAUGUAAGACUGAAGCCCUUGUAAUUUCGAAAAGACUCAAGUUCCCCUAGGAUGACCGAACUGAUACAAAUUUUAUAGCUCCGCUGAGAAUCGUGAAUGCAUUUCUAGAGAUCUAAAAGUACUCUGAAUAGCCUAAAAAGUGUUUUCAACCUAUUAAGGAGAAAGUCGUUGGGUGCCCUUGUAGUCGUCGGUCUUUCAGUUUCGGGUGAGGGAAAGUUUGCAAAUCUAUCUUAAAAAUUUAGGCGAAUUUUAUUUGGGAUACAUUGGUAUACUUUGCAUUCAUGGCGACUAUGAUUGCAAAGAGGAAAGGUCCUCAACUCGCAUCUCCGUCUUGCUUAUAUUAAAAACAGGACCUGUCAGUCUCAAACCUCACUUUGAUGUCAAAUUCAUGUUAUGACUCUGAACUCGAAUACAUCACUAGACUUCGUGAAAGCUAGCCUCCCACUCAGGCGUUUUUAGGGGAGCUCUUUUUUUGUGGGCAGGGAUGAAAAACGAGCUCCCCUAAAAACGCCUGCGUGGAAGGCUACGUGAAAGCUCUCCAUUUGGGGGAUACGAGAGAAGUCAUGUAAUACCGAACGCGAAAGGACACGUGAGUGCGUGGGGCGCGUCCUCUCGCGGCUCGUUUGCUCGUCAUAAUUGGAGAGCUUGCUCUCUGGCUAGUAUGUUCGUUGCUAUGGUCCCUCUGUUUUUUAAUUACGUCAUUAUCGAGAGAGGCUCGCGUCGCACGUGCGUCACGCCUAGUCCUUAGGCUGCCUGCAAACGGACGCAACAACUCCCAACAUUGUUGCGCCAAUAAUGUUGCGUCCGUUUGCACGCAGCCUUAUUACGUGUAUUUGUAACAAUUACAUAACGUCCAAUCGGAAAAUAUUUAAAUAAUCACAUAAGAGAAGUUAACUUAGAUUUCAAAUUUCUUUUUCAGGUACCUAAGCGGUAUGAAAUCUUGGGUUACAAUCCUCAUUCCGUAGCCGAUGCGUCAUCUGGAUACGUCCCACCAAAGCUGGUUCGCCCCUUAAGAGUUCGCGCCGAGGUAAUGUGAAACAUAUUGUGACGUACACAACAGCCUCCUUAAGCUCUCUUAAGCCCCGCACAAACGGACGCAACAUUGUCGGCCAACAACUCCCAACGAUGUUGGAUGUUACAUGUUGUGUCCGUUUGCACACCCUGUUGCAUGUUGUUGCGUGUUAUUGAGAGUUUUUGCGCAAGGUUUGAAACCGGUUAAAGUUUUGAGCCAACAACUGUCCAACAUUUCUUUUGUUCAGUGUUAGCCGAAGCAUGGCGCAACAGGGUUGGAUCCAAUUGCACAGCUCUUCCAACAUUGUUGGGGCCACGCACGCGCAUUACACAUGCUCUCCAAAGUGUAAUGGGUUGUAUCCUUUCCACGAUGCACUGCAGGUCCCAACAUUGUUGGACCGACAGUGUUGGGAGUUGUUGCGUCCGUGUUGGCAGUGGCGUGAAAACGGAUGCAACAACUCCUAACAUUGUUGGACCAACAAUGUUGGGAGUUAUUGUGUCCGUUGCACGUAGCUUCAGGCCUACUAUGCACUCAGUUGGGCAACGUCGAAACUGCUGCAAUCGUUUACCAUUAGACAACCGUUUAGAAUUUUUAAAUCACAUUUGUCUGUGGUUUUGCGUCAGACACAGCGGUGGAGACGUGAGCGAUUUGGGGUAACCUUAGGGAGUUUUUCGCACAUUUUUUAGACGGAGAAACAGACGCGUGAAAAGGCUAACUGUGUAUUUGCAGUAGUGAUGGGCUACUGGUAUUUGUUAUGAUUGUAGUUUCCCUGUAACUCCUAGCUUCGUUUUAAACUUUUUUUUUUACCUAAGCUAAAGCUUGAAAAAAAAAAUUCAGCCUCUAGAAAACUUAGUUUAUCAGUCUUCGCAUGUUCUGAAUUGUCACCUUUUUUAUUUUUAAUCCUUUACAUCUUCAUUAAGUUAAGUUUGAUGAAACGUAAACUUUUUUUUCAGGACGAGAUAAUAAACUUGGUCAGCAGUCUUCCUCUAACGUCAGUGAAAAGUCCCAGUCCUGUCCCGACAACAGACGGUGGAGAGGAGACUAAGGAAGAGGCUGAGGGUGACAGAGCUGCGAGUCCUCAAAUGGCAAGCCCUAUAAUCGCCACCCCGCAUGAGGACCUACCUACACAGGAGCAUGAAGCAGUACCCCUCGUGGUACCCGCGGCACUUUUUAGACCCACCUCGUAUCACCCCAUGCAUAUUUUUGUGAGUAGUUGCUAUUAUUUUUUAUCGCACAAAUACAGAGAAUUAUACACGUGAAAGAUCAUGGCAGUUUAAAUAUUUAAAAUCAUAGAUUCACUUUCUUAUUUUUAUCUUCUACGGGUUUAAUACGAUCAAAGUGCCCGCUCUCAGUGCUACAAGGACAGUACCAAUUUCCCGGACGUUAAAUCACCGUCCACCCUCUUUUUUUUUUCAGGUUUUUUGUUUGCAAAUUUCUAAGUUGCCGUGACAUGACUGAGAUGAACUGUCAGGUGUUUUAAAAAUCUUCCUCCUGCGGUUCAAAUACCCGAAAUGAUCUAUUAAGCCUCGCUCUCGAAUAAGCGCAGCACCUUUACCGAAAAUAACUUAAUAAGCGGUGCUCUCGAAUAAGCGCUGCGGUGGUAAUUUUGGUAUUAACAAACUAACGCCCCACCUUUGUUACGGCGCUUGAUAUCGCUUGAGAAAUAAGACCUCUGCCAACUCGUGAGCUCUAAAGUUUUAAUGUAGGGAAACUCUUGAAACCAUGUUCAUAUAACAGUUCAAAGUGUACAUAUUUUAUACUUAUUUGUACAUACCAAGUAUGGGCCUCACUUAAUUCUCUCUAUAUUUCCCUCGGGGUUUAGACUGCAAAACAGUCCGUAUUUUUGCGUAUUCAAGUACGCGCGAGCAGUCAAACAAAAGGUGUGGAACGAGGCUGAAAACAGAGAGCAAGACUGGGGAGAGACGCUCGCACGGUUCGCGCGCGUAAGACUCUUACGCCACGCUUUACAGAUUUCUUUACUGAUUUUGAGGAAAAAACAGACUGUUUUGCAGUCUACUCGGGGUUUUAUCAGUAGUUGAAAUAAGCGCCGCUCUCGUAUAGGCGCCACACCUAUAACUGGGAAAAUGAAAUAAGCGCCGCGGCGCUUAAUCAAUCAUUUACGAUACACUGAUGAAAUUUCUUACAUAGUAUUUGCUUUCACACGGAGUUGUAUGAUUUAACGCAUUGAUAAAACUGUAAAACAUUUAUAAAAAUGUCCUUACAGCAAUCAAUGUGCUGUACGUUGUAACCACAUCCAUAGAGAAACAAAACACAGGCAACGUGGUAUUGAAAUCAUUCUUUCUAUUUUCUGGCGGUCAGACCCACUGGCAAAACAAGACAAGAGCGAGUAGCCAUCACAAGCAAAGAGCAGUGUUUUCUUUAUUAUAAACCCUCUUUUCCUGGACAAGUUUUUUGUAAAUUAAUUAACGAUUAUUUUUGCUCCACAGAAUCCCGCACCUGGCCUUCAAGUAUUUAAACCGCCGCUACCUUACGCAGAAGUGGAUGAAGAUUAUCACCUGUGUCCCCUGCCUCGCAACAGGACAACAGGGAAACCAGGAAAACAGGGCAGAAAAUACCUUGAAAGACAGGUGAAUCAAUCUUGUUCCAACCAAAAAAAAAAUAUGUUUCCAAUUUCCAAAGAUACUGGAUGGUAGGUACAACUGAGUUUUGCAGGUAAUUAAAACAGACUUAGAGAGAUAUUUGAAACAAAUCUAGUUUGAGGCUUUCAAGAAAGUUGGUGAUCACAUUAUUAAUGAGAAAACCGUGGAAUUAAGUCACUACAACUAAUGCUUGCUCUCAGUGGAGGGACGUUAGCUUUAGCAUUAACACUAACGAUAACUUAAGAAAACUGAAGAAGCGUAAGCAGGAGUCAAUUGAAGAAAUUUUUACGAGUGUAAUUUAAACUUGUAGCCAUUGGUUUUGAAAACAAUACCUAUACUUUUAAAUUACACUUUUUAAAAGUAUUGUUAAUUGUACCUCAACGUUCACGAUAAAAAAAAAUAAUGAAAUGUUUUAUUUAAAAUUUUAUAAAGAGCAAACAAAAAUCUUUUCUCUUCAGGAUGUUAUUCCUGGCGUCAUGACUUGGAAACGGUUUCCAUGCCAACCUCUGGUAUCCAUGGCAACAAAUCCCACGCUAUCAAAUGUUUGGAUUCCUCGAUGGUAAGUGUAUAUGCGAUUUCUCUUAUAUAUAUAAAUUUUUGUUUCUUCUCAACAGAGGGUUUAAAGUGACUAUCAAAAGAAGUUAUCUACGAGCAGGGUUUUUACCUGUACCGGGAACAGAUGACGUACUUGAAGUACGUGUCUUGCAAAACCUCGCGACCUGGAAAAAAUAACUGCGUUUUUUUUUCACCGUAGGACUGAUCCGUUCAGUGAUGAUCUGUUGCCAACUGAGGUCCCAGCUUUGUUGACUGGUCUCCCUGAUGAGGAUAUCAUGAGUGAUGAUGAAAUGUAAGUCAGAUGUAUUACUGGAUUUUGCGUAGUACCCUACACAUCCCCCGACUUUCGUUUUUCGGACACGUGGCUACCAAGGACAUCUCACAGACUAGCUAAAUUCUAGGCAAAACCGGAUUACAGGCAUUUGACUGAAAUUAAUUCCUAUUCUUACGGAUUCUCGCAAUUAAGGUAAAACCACUAACUUACGGCCCCGAAGGUGUCUUUACAUGAGGGCGGCGCCCUGCUAUACAUGUUAGAGUGAUUUACCAACAAAACGGGAACGACAGUCGAAGACGGAAAAGCGCGCAGAAGAAACUAAACUCGACUUCCGGUGCUCAAUUUGUCACGCAACGUCACGCAAUGCUCUGGAGCAGCGUUGCUUGACGAAUCAAAGGACCACUGAGAGUUCACAUUGAUAAUACUAACAGCAUCUCAGCGCUUGAACACGUUCAGACUUAAACCAUAUGGGCAAAAGUGCGUUAGAUGAGAUCUGGUUCACUUUAGUGCAACUUGACUUGAGCGUAUUUCGGAAAGUAUGGACAAGUAAGUAUAUACUAGUAAGUAAGUAAUUGGCUCUAUAACAGGGUUUCCACAUUGUGGCUCUUCAUCUGUUACUUCAUCUAUCACUUACUUAGGGACGAAGAGGGAGCUGACCCUGGUUUCAAGGAGAUCCCAGUCCCCACUCCCGAAAUGGUUCGAGCCCAGUUUCCCACGGCGGAAAGCAUUGUGAGCGAGCAAGAACAGCAAGUGACAUCACAGCUGAGGUAAGCUGUUUAUCUCGAAAAAUCUUUUUACUUUUCAGGAACGUCUUUCUCUUUUUAAACUCAGUUUAAUGUUGCUGUUCGUUAUUUUUGUAGUGAAAUGAUGCUACACACAGGUGGAACUACAAAGAUGUCAGCGGCUGCGUCAGCGGCGGUAACCGCAACCUUUGUUCCAAGGUACUGCAGGCUUAAAUACUUCCCUAUAGACUUAAAAGAAUUCAACCACACCUGUUAGCUGCUCCCCCCCCGCCCCCCGCCAAAAAAACCUAAAUAAAAAUCUAAAGGAAAUAAAGGGAGAUGUAAAGAAUCAACCAUAAGAGGACAAAGAAAAAAUCUGAGCCCCAGAUGGGAUUCGAACCCACGACCCUCCGUGUUCUAGAUAGGAUGCUCUAACCUCUGAGCUACUGAGGACUCGUUGGCGAGCAAGCGGCAUGGUCUAGAACACGGAGGGUCGUGGGUUCGAAUCCCAUCUGGGGCUCAGAUUUUUUCUGUGUCCUCUUAUGGUUGAUUCUUUACAUCUCCCUUUAUUUCCUUUAUAAUAUUAAUAUCAGUGGCAUAAAUAAAAAUAAGAUAAAAAUGAUAAAACCAUAUUUAGAUAGAUUAGGAGCACUGCACUAAACUGCAGGUCCCGGUUGUUUAACUUUGGAUAGCGCUGUCCACCGCCGGGAUAAAUCACUAUCCAUCCGAUAAGUUUUAGGGAAUCCAAUUGCGUUAUCCACUCGAUGGAAAUUUAUCCAGCAAAUAGCGUUAUCCACCUUUCGAACAACUGGGAUCAGGAGGUUAUCGACCUUCAAACUGUCAUGUUAAACUGUAUAUGCGGAACUGUAAUUGAAUUGGUAUGGUAAAUGAAUGCUUUGGAGAGUGUCAAAAGGUUGUAAAGUCUGUCCUCAGAUCUCAGCUAAGAAUUGCUCUGUUGAGAAGCAGUAGUUAUUUCCAGAAAUGCAGGCUACCGAGAUGCUUGAUAUUUUAUGAUAGUCACCACAAAGUGUCCUCGUGAUUAAUGGAUCAACAAAACCCAAAAUAGGCCUUUUCCGAGUUCCAGUUUCUUCUUUGAACUUUGAUGCACUCUUUUAGAAUUCAACUCCAAAAAAUCUUCCCAUUAUUUGACGAAUUCAUCGAGAUGGAAUAUUACAAGCGCGAUAAAGUUUGAGGCAGCGCGAAUUUACUUUGUAAGUGACGUUUUUGCAGCCGUCGCCUUCGUUGUUGCUUCAGCUCCUCACUCUCACUUUGAAAACGAGGCCAAGUGCAAAAUUUUUCCUUUGAAAAUAAGUUUUAUUUGCAUGAGAAAUAAAAAAUCAUUUUCAUAUCAAUGGCUUUGUACGUAUCCUCGCUUUGAAACAGGGUUUGGAGCAGCUCGGAAAUUGUCAUUUCUGUUAAGUAGGGAGUAAUAAGAAAAUACCAAAUACAGCUUCCUUGAAAGUGGUAGCAAUAUUACUUUUCCGCACUUGCACAGUUCAAAAGAAUUUUUUUUUUGCUGUGUGCUACAAAAAGUCUUGCACUGUCUUUCUCGUGCGGCCAGGAUUGCUUUUGGGGUUGCUUUGAUGAAAUAAAUAUACAUUUUUAGAGUUAAUGUGUUAUGAUUGUCGUUUUUCUCUUUAUUGUAACUGUAUUAGGAGGUAAUUAGUUUAUAUCAUCUUAUAUCUAUGUUAAACCAUACAUUUGUCUAGUUCUAUUUUUUUCUCUUGUUGUAGUCGUAUAUUUACUGUUUAGGUAUUGUUUUUAUAUGUGUAUUUUGUAUUGUUGCGAAGGCCGUAAGUUAGAUAACUAUUGGGUUAUUACGUCACCUUCAUUAAAUAAAGAAUAUUGUAUUGUAUUGUAUUGUUUGCGUCAUUUGGUAACGAUAAAUCAGAACAUUCUCGACACAAACUGAACUGUAGAAAGUUGUAUAAAAAUAGAACAUGGCCACGAUAUGGAUUGUUUCUUUAUUUUGCAGGGAAAAGCGGGAAAAAGAGCUAAAUGAAUUCUUGAAGCAGCGACAAAACAGACUUGGAUUAAGAAUCAAACAACGGAUACAGUCCAUCAAUGAUGCCAUGACUUCGCCUAAUCAAGAACUUAAAUAAAACGCGGAAGCGCAUUUAAAAUGUCUUUUCAUGUUAGAACGAGGUUAUUUUGGCUGAUCGAUGCGCAUUUGCUUGCAGUUACCCGUAAUUGUGGUUUUUUGGCAUAGGCAUGUCUGUCCUCGUUAUUGUGUAAAGGGGGGUUUCUUUGCAUGGACUUUAUGCAACUGUAAAUAUCAGGGCUGUAUGUACCGUCGUUGCCUUGCUUUUGUUUAAAGGUUUUGUUGCAUGGACGUUUAUAUGCAACUUGUAAAUAUUAUCUUAGGGUUGUAUAAUUAUUAUUGUAAAAAGCGUACACUCGUUGACAAAUUUCAUUUCAUUCGUGGGUUUGGUAUGACACUCAGUGUCAUUUCAUAAUUUAUAUUCGCAUUACAGACAACAGUGUAUUGUACAGAAAUUAAAGCAAC
Molecule: messenger RNA, 20932 nt
Organism: Porites lobata
Lineage: Eukaryota; Metazoa; Cnidaria; Anthozoa; Scleractinia; Poritidae
Source: the annotation of a GenBank genome assembly